This is a messenger RNA of Humulus lupulus (European hop), 1786 nucleotides long. RefSeq names its product wax ester synthase/diacylglycerol acyltransferase 5-like. Lineage: Eukaryota; Viridiplantae; Streptophyta; Magnoliopsida; Rosales; Cannabaceae. Gene Ontology annotation, molecular function: diacylglycerol O-acyltransferase activity; long-chain-alcohol O-fatty-acyltransferase activity. Bases 189 to 1679 code for a protein of 496 amino acids. The record is from RefSeq and is a predicted model, not a curated record. Gene Ontology annotation, cellular component: plasma membrane. The transcript is spliced from 7 exons. Gene Ontology annotation, biological process: triglyceride biosynthetic process.
CAUUUGACGAAACCCAUGUGUACAGUAUAGAAAAAAAGGUGUCUGCUGUAUACUUCUAUGUUUCUAUGUAUAUUAUAUUAUAUUAUAUAGGGAUAAACAUAGUGAACAACAAGACAAUUUUAUAUGUAUAAAACAAAAAGCUAGAAGAGGGGUGAAGACUGAAGAUAGAAAAAGAAAGAAGCACAAAUAUGAGUGGCGGUGAUGAAGAGUGGGCGGCGGCGGCGGCGGAGGAGGAGACUAUGCUAAGUCCGGCAGCUCGGUUGUUUCAAUCACCAAAAUUCAAUUGUCACAUCGUGACAAUCAUAGGGUGCAAGACCACCUUUGAUCCUGAGGUCAUCAAGGCUGGUUUAGCCCAAACUUUGCUUAAACACCCUCGCUUCUCCAGCAAACUGGUAGUAAACGACAACAUAUUUCGAAGAAGAAGAUGGGUUCGAACUCCGGUGAAGCUAGACGAACACGUCUUCGUUCCGAGCUUCGAUUCGAAGCCAGAAAAUCCAGACCAGUUUCUCGAAGACUACGUUUCCCAUCUCACGACCACGCCUAUCGAUCUCUCCAAACCCUUAUGGGAGCUUCACCUCCUGAACCUCCGUACUUCCGACGCCGAGUCGGUCGGAAUCUUCCGAAUCCACCACUCCGUCGGCGACGGAGCUUCCCUCAUGUCCCUGCUCCUCGCCUGCACCCGCCAAACCUCCGACCCUGAGAAGGUACCAACUCUUCCUGCGCCGUUGAAACGGUCGGCGGAGACGGAGUAUUCGAGAGGCUGCGGUGGCCAGUUGUUGUGGGUCUUGGCGACCAUUUGGUCGGCGAUUACCUUGAUAUGGAACACGUUGGUGGAUAUAAUAAUGUUCAUAGCGACGAUUUUGUUCUUGAAAGAUACCAAGACUCCCAUUAAAGGGUCGAAAGGGGUUGAGAUGAACACCAAGCGGUUCGUACAUCGGACCAUUAGUCUUGACCACAUCAAAUUGGUCAAAAACGCCACCAAUACGACUAUCAAUGAUGUUUUGUUGGGAGUAACACAAGCUGGUCUAUCAAGGUAUUUGAACCGCAGAUAUGGUCUAAGUGCAAAAGAUAAAGGAACAAAGGAGAAGACCAAUUAUCUUCCUAAACAUAUCCGGCUAAGUGCAACUAUUCUUGUUAACCUAAGACCAACUAUUGGGAUUGAGGCUCUAGCAGAUAUGAUGGCCAAGAAUUCAAAGACCAAAUGGGGUAAUUGGAUAGGGUAUCUACUCCUUCCUUUCAACAUUGCUCUACAAGAUGAUCCAUUGGACUAUGUUCGUCAAGCCAAAGCCAUUGUGGAUCGAAAAAAACACUCUUUCGAAGCUAUCUGCACAUACUUCUGUGCUCAACUUCUUCUCAAAAUAUUAGGAGCUGAGUUAACGGCAGCUACUGCACGCAGAGCUAUUUCUAGCACUACUCUGGCCUUUUCCAAUUUGAUCGGACCACUGGAAGAAGUAAGCUUCUAUGGCCAUCAAAUCGCGUACCUUGCUCCGAGUGUUUAUGGUCAUCCACACGCAUUAACGAUCCAUUUUCAGAGCUAUGUUGACAAAAUGACUAUUGUUCUUGCGGUUGACCCUAAUGUGAUUCCUGAUCCACAACAGUUGUUUGAUGAUCUAGAGGAAUCUCUUCAACUCAUUAGGGAGGCUAUUCUUCAGCAGAGGAUGAACAAGGAAAUUGUUUAGCUGGAUGAAAUUUUUGUCACAUCGAUUAUUAUAAUUUUUUAACUGUACAUUAAUGUGCACAUAUGUUGAUUCAUAUCAUCUGAUUAUAUUGCUUUGGAGUGAUUCAA